ACUCAAGGCGUGACCUUGCACGCGCUCCGCCGAAGCAGCGGAAACUAGCUUCCCAUUGGCUGGAAAGCGCCGCGGCCGGACAAAGUAGUCGUCCCUCGUUUUAAGAUGGCAGUGAGGGGUGUUUCUCGGCGUGUCUUCGAGGUCUUUGUUAGGCGAAUACCCUGGAACAUGGAGGAAAAUGAACUACGAGAAUAUUUUACUCAAUUUGGACCUGUGAAGAAAUGCAUCCUGCCAUUUAAUGUACAAACAGGAUUCCAUAAAGGUUUUGGCUGGAUUGGAUUUGCUACAGAAGAAAGUCGCAAUAACGCUUUGUUGAAAGAUCAUACUUUUGAAGGGUCACAGGUAAUUUCAGUUCUUUUAAGAUAUAUCAGGUACCUCUCUUUAUUUCAAAGAAAGCUUCAUUAGUCUGUUAUUUAUACACAUUUAAGAAAACCCAGUUUCUACAGUUAAGAAGUAACAGUUAAAUGCAGGAUAUACAAAGCAUUUUGGGUGUGGACUGUCCAUGGUAGAAUCAAAAUGUACAUUCUGAGAUGGCAGACAGCAAGGAAAAGAGAAAGCCAACAAUGAUAAAAGGCAACAGCAAAGGGAAGGAAGACAUUGGGACAAUUGGUAGAAAGAACUGGCAUGCUGGCUGGAGCAUAGACAUUGUUAUGCUUGAAUUCAUGUAAGGUUGUUGCAACAACCAAAGGAGAAGAAGAGGCUGGGGCUUCAAUGAUAAGAGGAAGGAACAUGUAGGUGUGAUAAAAGGAAAAGAGGAACAGAAUGUAGCGGCCUGCCUCUACUUGUCCUGCAAGACAAUCCAUAAUUUGUUUUGGCUAAAACCUACAACAAAGCAACUCCAAAUGUUGGGAUAAUCUACCCAGAAUAGGUCUUAUAAUGGUGUUUUUUCUGCGCAUGGGACAAGAUAAACGUUCCAUAUCAUGCACAUCUCUAAUUAAAGGUACACUGCUAAAGGGAUAGCUUGUUCAAUGUGUAUCCACAUCUGAAAGGUAUACAGUAGUAAUCUGCAUACAUAAUGCAGACUAUAUUCUUUAACAGUGGAAAUAUUAAUAUAGUCCAGAUAUUUAUUUUGGUUACAAAAAUUGAAAAUGUGUAUUGAGUUAUUUUUUUGUAUUAUCUUUCAGCUUGAAGUUAAACGUCAAGAAGACAAAACAGUCAGAUGAAAUACUUGCUAAUACAAAUUAAAAGGAAGGAGCCUUUAUUUAAUUGCUGUGUAAAGAAAUUAAAAUAAACUUUGGUAUGUAUAUAUUCAUCUUA
Messenger RNA from Protobothrops mucrosquamatus (brown spotted pit viper), 1257 nucleotides. RefSeq names its product SRA stem-loop interacting RNA binding protein (gene SLIRP). NCBI's taxonomy places the organism in Eukaryota, Metazoa, Chordata, Lepidosauria, Squamata, Viperidae. The coding region runs from base 106 to 405 and encodes 99 amino acids. Gene Ontology annotation, molecular function: RNA binding. The record is from RefSeq and is a predicted model, not a curated record. The transcript is spliced from 3 exons.